AUAUUCUGAAUCUUUGCCUUCCUUUGACAUUUUGAACCGACUUACCUCACCGCUGACUAACUUUACUACGAACAGGAUCGAUUAACUUGUACAAACGUCACCAUCAAUUUAGUCUUUUGAAUUUGCACGAAAAUGAGUAAUCUAGCUAGUAGGAUGGCUUAUAAACCUACCCAAACUCUUCGUAAACUCGCAGAAAAAUCGUCCCUGGACAUUGUCUCCCGUGAGUUUGCAGACUAUAUGGAUAGCAAAGAUCCUUUGAGAAAAAUGCGAGAUGAGUUCUUCUAUCCUCGUGUGAAAGAUUUGCCUGGAGGUGAGGGUCAUUAUUCUGAAUUGAGAUUUGUUGAUCUGUCACUAGUUGAUGGUGACCAGGAUUCAAUAUAUUUUUGCGGCAAUUCCUUGGGACUUCAACCUCGUGGAUGUAGAGAACUUAUUGAUAGAAGUCUAACAAAGUGGGAACAAAUGGGUGUACUUGGGCAUACGUCGGGAUGGUGUCCAUGGAAACCAAUUGAGGAUAUUCUUAUCAAACCUAUGGCAGAGAUAAUAGGUGCGAAAGAUAUUGAAGUUGUAGCUAUGAACACACUGACGGUUAAUCUGCAUAUGAUGAUGGUACCGUUUUACCGUCCGACACCCCAACGGUAUAAGAUUUUAAUGGAGGGAAAAGCUUUUCCCUCAGAUCAGUAUGCCGCUCAGUCUCAAGUUCACUUUCAUGGCUUUGACCCAGACAAAGACAUCAUAGAAGUUUUCCCACGAGAGGGAGAGCAGAGUUUAAGAACAGAAGAUAUUUUAUCAGCAAUUGAGGAGCAUGGGAAUUCAAUAGCACUUGUUCUUUUUUCAGGGGUCCAAUAUUACACUGGACAGUUCUUUGAUAUGAAAACAAUCACUGCUGCGGCACAGAAAAAGGGCUGCGUAGUUGGCUGGGACCUCGCACAUGCUGUUGGCAAUGUAGAGCUUCAUCUGCAUGACUGGAAUGUGGACUUUGCCUGUUGGUGCACCUACAAGUACCUAAAUUCAGGGCCGGGUGGUAUUGCUGGCGCAUUUGUCCACGAGAAACAUGCAUAUAACUUCGAACUUCCAAAGUUUGCUGGUUGGUGGGGGACAGACAGAAAUAGCAGAUUUCAGAUGAGAAAAGAAUUUGAGCAAAUUCCUGGCGCUCACGGCUACCAGUGCUCCAACCCUCCCGUGUUCCAGUGUCUUUUACUUAGAGCCAGUCUAGAUGUUUUCGAGAAGACUUCUGUUAAAGAAAUUCGUGCUAAAGGAGACCUUUUGACAGCUUAUUUAGAGCUUCUACUUCUACACUAUUUCUCACCAUCUAACGACAUCACUAAAAACGGCAAAACCCCACAUGUCUCUAUAAUAACACCCACGGACCCGAAAGACCGCGGAUGCCAGCUGUCAGUGAAAUUCUCAGUCCCUGUUGAUAAGGUGUUUGAAGAGCUGUGUAAACGAGGCUUUGUGGGAGACAUACGUCACCCAGACGUCAUGCGCAUUGCGCCAGCACCGCUGUACAACUCGUUCGCGGACGUACAUCGAUUUAUAUCCAUGCUCAAUGCCGCCUUUAAAACCAUCACUCCGAAUAGCUGAGUAACAACGCCUGUCAUUUGAAACAGUCACAUAGGAAGCUUAAUGGCCCUACUUUGAAAGCGUCACAUAAGAGAGCUUAGUAAUCCUGCAUUCGUCACUUGAAGCCGCUGAUUUACCGAUCAAGGCUUAGGACCUCUAUACUACAUAGGCAACGAUAAAAGAGCUAAGUAGCCUAGCCUUUGAGUGGGCCACUAUGAAAAGCUAAGUAACCUCGUGAUGCAUGUGUGAUUCAUAGCGGUAUCAAUAUUUGUGUGUUGGAGAGGGAACUCUGAUUUUACAUUAUAGAGCCCUUUGUUAUAUUAUACGAUUGUGCUAAAUGGCUCUUUUUAUAGGGGCACAUGUCAUUAUCCGUUGGUACACCAUAGAACAAUUUCUUUUUUCUUUUUCUUCUUUUCAUGGAUGGGCUUUAGCCAAAUUGAACGUUCACGCACCAAGACUUGUAAAUGUAAUUUAUCCUGUUCUUUUAGUCCUACGAGUUAAAGAUGGUGUCGUAAUGUUAAAGAAGUAACUUUUAUUACCCCGUGGUAGAACGGUAGACUAUUUUACAUAGUUUCAAAAGCUAUUUUAGAAUAGACCUAACAUUAAAACAAUUAAAAUUUCCAUGUCGUAAAACAUUGUCAUGUGAAGGCGGUAGCUAGUAAAGUGUUCCCCCUGCUGAAUUGAAACAUGUGAAACAAGUGAUAAAAGAGAGCAUAUGGAGGUGUGAUUUUACAAUUCUGAAUAUAAUAAAUAGCCUAUUCUUCUAA
Messenger RNA from Nematostella vectensis (starlet sea anemone), 2327 nucleotides. Its product is annotated as kynureninase. Bases 133 to 1581 code for a protein of 482 amino acids. The record is from RefSeq and is a predicted model, not a curated record. Lineage: Eukaryota; Metazoa; Cnidaria; Anthozoa; Actiniaria; Edwardsiidae. The transcript has 14 exons. Gene Ontology annotation, biological process: NAD+ biosynthetic process. Gene Ontology annotation, cellular component: cytoplasm. Gene Ontology annotation, molecular function: pyridoxal phosphate binding; kynureninase activity.